Pectinophora gossypiella (pink bollworm) is the source of this 1663-nucleotide messenger RNA. RefSeq names its product protein LTV1 homolog (gene LTV1). NCBI's taxonomy places the organism in Eukaryota, Metazoa, Arthropoda, Insecta, Lepidoptera, Gelechiidae. Gene Ontology annotation, biological process: ribosomal small subunit biogenesis; ribosomal small subunit export from nucleus. The transcript is spliced from 11 exons. Gene Ontology annotation, cellular component: cytosol; nucleus; preribosome, small subunit precursor. The record is from RefSeq and is a predicted model, not a curated record. Bases 114 to 1607 code for a protein of 497 amino acids.
UGUGAACGGUUCUCUAAUUCCUUUUGACGUUUCCAUUUCCAAAACAACACGUUUUGUGGAAAGUUGUUGUGAUUUAUUUAUAUCCACGCGUGAUAUUAUAAAAACAGAACAAAAUGCCUAGACCGAAACCUAAAAAGAAGUUCAUUGAUAGAAAGAAGGCUGUAUCUUUCAACUUGGUUCAUCGAUCACAAAGAGAUCCUCUGGUAGCCGACGAGACAGCCCCGCAACAUGUUCUGGUGCCUAUUAAUGCCAACGUACCGCCUUCUAAAGAGAAAAAACAAGAUUUAACACCAGAACAAAGGCGGCUUGAGCAGCAGAAAUAUGGCAUCUACUUCGACGACGACUACAACUACCUGCAACAUCUGCGGGACACCAAGGAAGUCACCAUGGUUAUGCAACCAAAUACAGUGGUACAACAGAAGAAGAACAAACCGGUGGAACAGACGGAGACAGAAAGCAACCUAGCUGCCAAGCUACAACUGCCUAGUUCAGUGUUUGCUUCAGAAGUAGAGGAGGAUGUUGGGUUGCUGAACAAGGCUGCUUCACAAGGCUUAUGUCUCAACUUGGACCCGGAAGUGGUCGCGGCUCUCGACGAAGAUUUCGACUUCGAAGAUCCAGACAACCAGCUUGAGGAUAACUUCAUUGAACUGGCUAUGGGAGAAGGUUCUGGAGACAACGAAUAUGAUGAGGAAGAUGAUGCUGAUGAUGGCAGCAUGUCAGGCGAUGAUGAUUCCGAUAAGGCCUUCGCUUCAGAUCUCGAUUCCGAUGAUGAUGAUGAUUCACAGGAAGAUCACGGCAGGCGCCCCAAGAUGCCGUCGUGGGACCCUCACGACAAAGAUGACACCAAGUCUCGGUUCUCACAGUACUCUAUGUCAUCCAGCGUGAUCCGCAGGAAUGAGGGGCUUACACUACUUGAUAAUAGGUUUGAAAAAAUGUUCGCCGAGUACGACGACACAGAAGUAGGCGCGCUCGACCUGGAGGAGAUCGAGGGCUUCAUGCCGGAGACACACGACAUGCUGCUGCGGGCCGCUGAAGAGUUCGAGGAGUCGCGGAGGAAGUACCAGCUCGACAAGGAGAAGGAGAUCGCUAGAAUAAGGCAGUUGGAAGAAAUAGAAGAGGAGUCAGAAGACGACCUGGUGACCGUGGAGGUAGACCCCAAGGAGAAGUGGGACUGCGAGACCAUACUGUCCACAUACUCCAACUUGUACAACCACCCCAAACUCAUCGAGGAGCCUAAGAGACCGAAGAAAAUCCAAAUCAACCCCAAGUCAGGCAUUCCAAAGGACGUUCUAGGGAAAGACAACAAGCUAACGAUGAAGUCCUUGGCCAAAUUCAACGCUAUGCAAGACCAGCAGGAAGGUGAUUCGGAUGAAGAUGGCAGAACCAACGCUGAGUCCAUACUGUCUACUUUGAGCGUGCUAUCCAUAAGGCCAAAAGACGAAUCCCCAGAAGAGAAGAAGGAAAGGAAACGUCUCCUAAAAGAGUACAGGAAAGAGAGAAGAGUGGAGAAAAAGGCGAACAAGGAAGCAUUCAAAGAGGAGAAGAAGAGACAAGAGAAGAUCAUGUUGAACAACCGUAACAACGUGCAAGGAAACAAAAUCUUGUAAUACUUAGACGUAUGAUGUUUAUAUUAUGUUAUUUUAAAUUAUAAGGAUAUUUUAAC